Messenger RNA from Clunio marinus, 180 nucleotides. The record is from the annotation of a GenBank genome assembly. Lineage: Eukaryota; Metazoa; Arthropoda; Insecta; Diptera; Chironomidae.
AUGACUUUAUAUGUCACGUUUGGAAGUCUAUUUAAUAGCGAACCAAGUAUAACAAGGCCAAAGAGAAGACAGGGAAAACUUAUUUUAUUAAUUACGAUAACUAUAAAAACAUUCUUGAAUAUCUUUGAGACCUCAAAACAUUAUAAAGCUUACAGUAUGUACAGUCAAACUUCUAUAUAG